Messenger RNA from Ornithorhynchus anatinus (platypus), 3785 nucleotides. RefSeq names its product lysosomal alpha-glucosidase-like. Gene Ontology annotation, molecular function: alpha-1,4-glucosidase activity; carbohydrate binding. NCBI's taxonomy places the organism in Eukaryota, Metazoa, Chordata, Mammalia, Monotremata, Ornithorhynchidae. Gene Ontology annotation, biological process: carbohydrate metabolic process. The coding region runs from base 103 to 2898 and encodes 931 amino acids. The transcript has 20 exons. The record is from RefSeq and is a predicted model, not a curated record.
GGAAGUGAAUGCGGGAGGCAGGCCCUUCAGCAUCACAGAGGGGACACUGAGAGGGAGUGUCUGUGCCCACAGGAGAAGCGGCAGUGCGGAAGCAGUAAGAGGAUGAAAGCCUACCACAAGCUGCCCUUCCGGGAGACCCAGAUCACCGCAGGGCCCUUUGGGGAGGAGGAGGAAGAGGAGGAGGAUGAGGAGGAAGAAGAGCCCCCGAAGCCCGUUGGUCCUCCCAAGCUGGGUCCGCUGCUGUGGUGGCUGGGAAGCGCUCUUCUGGCUGGAGCCGUUCUGCUGGGGGGAGCCGCCUUCUGGGCCCUCGGCCGGCAGGAGGUGGCCGCCCCGCCCCCGAAAUGCAGCUCCGUGCCCGAGGCCCACCGCUUCGACUGCUAUCCCGAACGGGACACGGUCGUGACCGAGGAGCUCUGCCGGGGCCGGGGGUGCUGCUUCCUGCAGGACGGUGGCUCCGCGGGGCCGCCCUGGUGCUUUUACCCUCCCGAUUUCCCCAGCUACACCCUGGAGAGCGUGAGGCAGACAGCCGUCGGCCUGGAAGGGACGCUGGUGAGGAAGGUGCAGGCCUACUACCCCCGGGACGUGCCGGAGCUGCGCCUGACAGUGGACUUUGAGACGGACGCUCGGCUCCACAUCAAGCUGACCGACGCCGCCAGCCCAAGAUACGAGGUGCCCCUGGAGGUUCCCCGAGCCACGAAGAGAGCUGAGAACCCCCUGUACAUCCUGGACUUCUCCCGGGAACCUUUUGGGAUAUUGGUGAAACGCCGAGGAUCAGGCGUUGUGUUGUUGAACACCAGCGUGGCUCCGCUCAUCUUUGCUGACCAGUUUCUCCAGAUUUCCACUCUCCUCCCGUCUGAAUUUGUCUAUGGGCUCGGAGAGCACCGCCAUGGCUUCCUUCACCAGCUGAAUUGGACCACCCUGACUCUCUGGGCUCGGGAUGUCCCCCCCACGGAGUCCUACAACUUGUAUGGGGCCCACCCCUUCUACCUGGGGUUGGAGCCAACCGGAGCGUCACACGGGGUUUUCCUGCUGAAUAGCAAUGCCAUGGAGGUGGUGCUGCAGCCGGCUCCUGCCCUGACUUGGAGAACUGUGGGGGGGAUUCUGGAUCUCUAUGUCUUCUUGGGGCCCGAGCCCAGCUCUGUCAUCCAGCAGUAUCAGGAAGUCAUAGGUUUCCCUGCCAUGCCACCUUUCUGGGGCCUGGGCUUUCAUCUGUGCCGCUGGGGGUACGGGUCCAGCAACGAGACCUGGGAGACAGUCCGAGCUAUGAGGAACUACCGGAUCCCUCAGGAUGCGCAGUGGAAUGACAUUGACUAUAUGGAAGGAUUUCGGGAUUUCACCUUUGACCCCAAGAACUUUGGGACACUUCCCCAGCUGGUGGCUGACCUCCACAAGCACGGGCAGUACUACGUCAUGAUUCUGGACCCUGGCAUCAGCAGCACUCAGCCGCAGGGUUCCUACCCUCCUUAUGAUGAUGGUUUGAUCCGAGGAGUCUUCAUCAACACCACCCAGGGGCAGCCACUGAUCGGUCAGGUGUGGCCAGGGCUCACUGCCUAUCCUGACUUCUCCAAUCCGGAAACUCAUCAGUGGUGGCUGGAGAACCUGAAGCAGUUCCAUACUCAAGUUCCUUUUGAUGGGCUCUGGAUUGACAUGAAUGAACCUUCCAACUUCAAGGAUGGAUCAGUGAACGGUUGUCCUCCUGGAGAACUGGACAAUCCACCCUACAAACCAGCGGUGCUGGGAGGCUCCUUGUUUGCCAAGACCAUCUGUGCCUCUGCAGAGCAAAGAACCUCUACGCAUUACAACCUCCACAACCUUUAUGGACUGAUGGAAGCCAAAGCCACAGCUAGUGCCUUGAUCUCCAUCCGUGGGAAGCGGCCGUUUGUGAUCUCCCGCUCCACCUUCCCCAGCCAGGGCAAAUACUCAGGGCAUUGGCUGGGCGACAACAGGAGUGAGUGGAAGGACAUGUACUGGUCAAUCCCAGGUCUGCUCAACUUCAAUCUCUUUGGGAUCCCCCUGAUCGGAGCUGACAUCUGUGGGUUCUCGGGUUCCACUUCCGAGGAGCUGUGCACCCGGUGGAUGCAGCUGGGAGCCUUUUACCCCUUUGCUCGGAAUCACAACACCCAAGGCGAGAAGCCCCAGGAUCCAGUGGUGUUUAGCCCUCUGGCCCGGACCACGAUGAAGGAGGCCCUGCUGGCCCGCUACACCCUGCUGCCCUUCCUCUAUACGCUCUUCCACCGGGCCCACCGCUGGGGGGACACUGUGGUGCGCCCCCUUUUCUUCGAGUUCCCCCAGGACAUCGUCACCUACUCUCUCGAUCGGCAGUUCCUGUGGGGUCGCAGCCUCUUGGUGACACCAGUGCUGGAGGCAGGGGUCGAUGCCGUGAUUGGCUAUUUCCCCAGUGGCGUGUGGUACGACUACUACACGGGCUCAUCUCUGUACAGUCAGGGAGAAAGGCUCAAGUUGGCGGCUCCCUUGGAUCACAUAAACGUGCACGUCCGGGAAGGAGCUGUCAUCCCUACCCAGAGACCAGCUACCACCAGCUGGGUGAGCAGUGGCAAUCCCAUGAGCCUGUUGGUUGCUCUAUCCCAGCAGGGCACUGCCUGGGGAGACCUGUUCUGGGAUGACGGGGAGAGUUUGAAUACCUUUGAGCGGGGUGACUACUCCUACCUGGUGUUCAAUGUCUCUCAGAAUGUGUUCACAUCCACGGUCCUCCACUGCAACGUAGAAGCCACGUACCUCGUGGUAGAUGGGCUGACCAUCUUUGGGGUGCGAGACCGGCCCCAAGAAGUCACUGUGAAUGGCCAAGAGACUCCAUUCUCCUAUCUGGACAACCAGGUUCUCCACGUGAGCGGCCUCAAUCUGAACCUCAGCCAGCCCUUCUCCGCUAGGUGGAUGUGAAAGACAAACCCAGAGGCUCCUCGGGAUUUGGAUGGAAACCAGGCAAAAGCUGGUUCUCGAAGAAACCGUCCCCCAGGGUGCCCUCGUAUACCUGGGUGUGUGCGUGUGUGUCUGCGUCUGUGUGGGAAGGAUGGAGAAGAACAUGGGUCCCGUCCCAUCCGUCUAUUAGCAAAGUAUGUAUGUGAAAAUGCCAGCUUGAAGCUCAGUCUGUCCAGAAUCCCUAAACAGUUUCUGGAAGAUCUCCCGGUCCCGGCUCAGGGGAAAUCCCUCCUCUUCCCCAAACAGGACGGUGGCAUCUGCAGCUGCCUUAAUGCUGUCCUGGUACUUGCACCCACAGCUGAAUUUCACCAUCAGUAGUGUCUUCUUUGAGUAUGAAGGACGACACUCAUUCUGUGUGUGGAUGUGUGUGGUUGUUCAAUUGCUGAACCUUUGGAUUCCUUGAUUCCCCAGUUUCCUUCUGCCUUAGAGGGCUCUAUGAAGCCAUUACCACAAGGAUUUUCCCACUGCUAAGCACUUUACCCAUUCGUGCCCAUCGUCCGCUGCCCAUUUCACUGGGAAGGAGGCUGGAAAGCUGCUUAGGUUAUCGGACGGUCACGGACGCCCCUCAGCCUAACCUUCGGCGAUGUGUAUUUUGGCCUCCAGCGGAGUUGAACCGCCCCUCCCCUUCUCACCCUCUCCCCGUCACCUUCGGGAACGAGGGAGAUGGGAGGGUGUAAUUGCCAUUUGGACUUUUUGGCUCAACGGUGCAGAUAUGUUGGAGUGCGUGGGCCAGAAGUCCACAGGGCGGACUCCUGAAAGAGCCUCCUUUACUUGGAAAUACACUGCAAACCUAGAGGGGUUCACAAAUAAAGCUCUCCCAGGGAGUGUCUACAUCUCAGUCACCUGAA